This is a messenger RNA of Drosophila nasuta, 1466 nucleotides long. RefSeq names its product Medium-chain acyl-CoA dehydrogenase (gene Mcad). Gene Ontology annotation, cellular component: mitochondrion; cytoplasm. The record is from RefSeq and is a predicted model, not a curated record. Gene Ontology annotation, molecular function: flavin adenine dinucleotide binding; medium-chain fatty acyl-CoA dehydrogenase activity. NCBI's taxonomy places the organism in Eukaryota, Metazoa, Arthropoda, Insecta, Diptera, Drosophilidae. The coding region runs from base 130 to 1386 and encodes 418 amino acids. The transcript is spliced from 3 exons. Gene Ontology annotation, biological process: medium-chain fatty acid catabolic process; fatty acid beta-oxidation.
GUCGUUUUAUGUGCGACAACGAAACCCGUUUGAUUAAAUCGCAACGAGACGUCGACAAGUGAGGCAGCGCGACCCAAAUAAACUGCACAACAAAAUAAAAAUAAUUUUUGCAUUAAUUGUGUCUACGUCAUGGCAUUUCUGAACAAGCUUGCUGCGCCAGCUCUGCGUCAGCUGGUAGCCAGCCGCGCCUACGCUUCGGUAUCCCAUGUCUCCGCCACAGGACCCUCGUUCACACUGACCGAGGAGCAGCAGCAGCUCCAGGAGCUGGCACGCAAAUUCACCCGCGAGGAAAUUAUUCCUGUGGCCGCACAAUACGACAAAACUGGAGAGUACCCAUGGCCGAUCAUCAAGAAGGCCUGGGAAUUGGGUCUGAUGAACAAUCACAUCCCCGCUGACUUGGGUGGCUUGGAUCUGGAUGUCUUCACCACCUGCUUGACUGCCGAGGAGCUGGCCUAUGGCUGCACCGGCAUUAUGACUGCUCUGGAAGCCAGCGGUCUGGGCCAAACACCUGUGAUUCUCUCCGGCAACAAGGAACAGAAGAAAAAGUACCUGGGUCGUCUGCUUGAGGAACCCCUGGUGGCCGCCUAUGGUGUCACUGAACCAGGAGCGGGCUCCGAUGUCUCGGGCAUCAAGACGCGUGCAGAGAAGAAGGGCGAUGAGUAUGUCAUCAAUGGCCAGAAGAUGUGGAUCACCAACGGUGGCGUGGCCAACUGGUACUUUGUCUUGGCGCGCACCAAUCCCGAUCCCAAAUGCCCCGCCAGCAAAGCCUUCACCGGUUUCAUUGUGGAUCGCGAUACUCCCGGAUUGACGCCUGGCCGCAAGGAACUUAACAUGGGACAACGUGCCUCCGAUACACGUGGCAUCACCUUCGAGGAUGUGCGUGUGCCCAAGGAAAAUGUGCUGAUUGGCGAGGGUGCUGGCUUCAAGAUUGCCAUGGGCACCUUCGACAAGACCCGCCCACCAGUCGCUGCCGGCGCCGUUGGUCUCGCCCAGCGUUGCAUGGAUGAGGCUCUGAAGUAUGCGCUGGAACGCAAGACUUUCGGUGUGCCCAUUGCCCAUCAUCAGGCUGUGCAAUUCAUGCUCGCCGACAUGGCCAUUGGUGUGGAGACAUCGCGUCUGGCGUGGCGUUUGUCCGCCUGGGAAAUUGACCAGGGACGUCGCAACAGCUACUAUGCCUCCAUUGCGAAGUGCCACGCUGCCGAUGUGGCCAACAAGAUUGCCUCCGAUGCUGUGCAAAUCUUUGGCGGCAAUGGCUUCAACAGUGAAUAUCCCGUGGAGAAACUGAUGCGUGAUGCCAAGAUCUAUCAGAUCUAUGAGGGCACCUCACAGAUUCAGCGUCUGAUCAUCUCGAGAAACAUGUACGAAAUGGCCAAGGACAGCAAAUAAGCUUGUCAUGCUACUUACAACCCGCACCUCAUUCACAAAACAAUAAAUAAAAUACGAUAAGUUAUAUAAACCCAAAAUAA